This is a messenger RNA of Wyeomyia smithii (pitcher-plant mosquito), 3391 nucleotides long. RefSeq names its product TELO2-interacting protein 1 homolog (gene Tti1). The transcript is spliced from 4 exons. Gene Ontology annotation, cellular component: cytoplasm. The coding region runs from base 62 to 3109 and encodes 1015 amino acids. The record is from RefSeq and is a predicted model, not a curated record. Gene Ontology annotation, biological process: chromatin remodeling. Lineage: Eukaryota; Metazoa; Arthropoda; Insecta; Diptera; Culicidae.
AAAAGAAAUCAAUAAAACCAAAACAAACUGAACCGGCGGGUGACUGUUUUUAGGGCGUAUCAUGAACACAUUGGCGGACGCUUUUGGCCGGGUCAAGCCGUUGUUUGAGACGGUGUUGCGCAACCCCAAUGUGGCGGACAUCCGGCGGCUGAAUGAGAUGCUGAACGAGAUCGAUGGGCCCAGCAUGCAGAUACUGCAAAGCGUGCUGAUGCAUAAGUUGGUGAUUCUAGUGGAUAAAGUAUCCGGCGGGAAUAAAAACGAAAUCAAGACCUGCCUGCUAGAGUGUCUUUGUAGCAUUAUGGUGAAGUGUAAGUUGCGCCAAGCUGCGGCUAUGAAGACAACGUUGGUUGUGCUGUUAAAGCAAAUUUACGAUGUAAGUGAGGGAGGCCUGGUGGACGGGCUUUCUGAGGAAAUCAAAUUGGCCACAUUGAAGGCCCUUACACUGACGUCGAAGAACAUCGUGUCGGAACUGGUGGAAGAGGUUUAUGUUAAAGAGAAUCUAAACCUGCUUUCGCAGGUUUUGUUUGUGUGCGUUACAAUACUAGCAACCGAGCGCUACCGGAAACUACGUAUUCAAUCCAUCGAGUGUAUAAUGGCGACCAUGCAAAUUCACGAUGAUUUCGACGUGGCAGAUUCUGUGCUCCGGCAUCAGGUAGCGGAGUUGCUUUUCAUUGUACUUCCGAAGCUGCUCGUCGCUUUAGUGAUGGUUGUUACUGGGGAUGAAAAACAAGGUGCUACGGUUAUUCGGACAGGAGUGAAAGCUCUGGGUAGAAUUUUGCUGCUGGUUUUCGAAGACUACGAUAAAGGACAGUGGGAGCAACAGGGAACGACGGAAGAUUUUGUGAAGCUCUCGAGAGAGGUUAAAAGUUCCACCGAAAGCCAGCAGAAUGUACUUGGAAUGGGGUUAAAGGAUCCGAAGGCUAGAGAGGAGUAUUUUAGUAGUACGACGCGGAGUCGACUCUGGCUUCUGGAGGCGGACAAGCAAGUGCACAAAGUGUUACAAACACUAGCUUAUCUACGAGGUGUGGAGGAAAAUACGGUACGAUUAGAGUUUGCACGAAUGAACGCUGAAUUGCUGGAUAAAUGUUUACCAAAUAUGCCAACAUGCUCGGUACCCUUUUUGGAGACAUUAUUAGCUCUAAGACAGGAUAGUUCCGAUCGGAUUCAAGCAAUCUGUCGAACUGCCUUAGAAUCACGCUUGGAUCAGCGGAGUCUUGCUUUUGGUUCGUUUAGGUUAGAUGAACUCUUCUACGAAGCGUUAAAACCUGUAGCACGAAGUGUCUAUCGAGCUGAGGAGACAGACCAGAUAGCUAAUUUCCAGCUAAUCGAGGGCUACAUACAUUUUUUGUCCGAUUCCCAGCUGAAUGUUAUCUUGUCUAACCAGGAAAUUCUUAAUCAGCUUGUGGUCGUGUUUGUAGCGGGCGCUGAGUUAGAUCAACCAGACGAACUUGUUCGUCGCGAGUACGUGUGCUAUCGCUUCGAGUACGCCCCCGGUGGCGAUAAAUUGAGCCGGGAAAAACGAGAAUCCCGAUGGAUAAUAUUGCGCAACUUUCAAGGAACGAAUCGAAGCGGGGAAAGUUUUCUGAGAAUGGUCCACGGUCUGGCGAACCAUCCGGAAAGCCUUUGCACGGUGCUUAACUACAUUCUGGAGGAUCUUUUCACCACCAAGCUAAAUAACAACGGCUAUCUGUUUCUGUUGUCCGAGUUGAUUCCUUCAGAAGUGAGCAACUCCUUUCUUUCGAGUGGAUUCCGGAAUGUGUUUAUGGAAAUCUUACAAAGUUACCAUUGGCAGUUGGAACUAGACGAUACGGCGCACGUGUCAGAUCUCAAAUUCAACGUGCUACACAUCUGUCUCGCGCUUCGGCUGGUUGCUCGUUUUUGCCAUCUUUUUCGAGAAGGCUUUGCCUGCUGGCAGUUGUACGAUGUGCUUCGCAAUGUUCUUCCUUUCUCGGGCAGCAGUCUAAAUUGUCUGGCGGAAGCGGCGGAAAUAGCACUGGACAGUAUCGCUAACAGUCUCGGGUUCGAUUCAAUUCAUGCGCUGAUUUCAGAUAAUUUGGACUAUAUUUCUCAGCACAUUGGCCGGUGUCUAAAGCGACCGGCGACAUUCGCGGCGGGAGUUCAGAUGCUCGAAUCUGUUCUGCGUUUUGUUCCGUAUGACUCGUCAGUCGUGCUGGAAUCCACUGUCAGUCCAAUCGUGAUGACUAUUUUGGAUAAUCAUGAUCAGCGAGUUGGGACCGGCAGGAUACUCUGCCUGCGAGUGCUUCAAAUCUUCAUCCGCGCUAUUCGUUUUCGCUACGCACCUUCUACGCUCGAGGAGGAUGUCCAGCGACAGCAAGUUGAUGAUCGACAAAAGUUGGCUAAGAAAUUAGCCCAGCUAACGGAAGAGGUAGAGAACAAGCUCCCUGCACAAGAGACUGGCGCUACGUUGGAGGAACUCAGCGAGGAUGAGGGUGAAGAGAAAUGUGAACCAAUUGAGGACGAAACGGAAGGUCCUUAUCAAAGCGAUGAAGAUAAACUCCCAGCGCACGUUCGGAUAACGCUUAAAAUUCUAACGGUUUGCUUCAAGUACCUGUCAUCGACUGUUGCAAAUGAGAGGAUCAUCGCUCUCGGGACGCUAGACGAGGGCGUUCGGUUGCUGAGAGACUAUGAAAAUCAGCUACUCCCUCUGGUGCAUCAAAUUUGGUUUAACUUUGCGGAACGGUUCGCCGAUUCCAGCGUGGUCGUGAUUGGGCGAGCUUUCGAUUUGCUAGUUACUCUGGCGCAGUUGGCAAAAGAUUUCAUCCGUAAACGGACACUAGAUGAUGUUCUGCCUCGGUUGGUAGUUUUCAUGCGCGAAUCACUUUCUGCGGACAGCAGUGCUCUCCAGGCGUUCAAACUGCAGCGAAAAAUUCUUACCUACACACCAGAGCUGGUAAUCUGGCUACGGUUGAACGAACGCCAGCUUGAUCAGGUGCUGGAAGUGGUUAAACUGUAUCUGCACCGUCGUCACCCGGACCAACGACGGGAGUUGCAAUCGUUGGCUAGGACAUGUUGCGAACGCUUAGCCACCAGCUAUGACCCGGGAGCUGUUUUUAUUAAACUAAGUUGCGAUGCUAGGCGUCCCCAAUAGAAAGAAAAAAUAUGCUGUAAAAAGUUUUAUUCUUAUCCCUUGUAAUUCAUAUAAAAAGUUAGUAUUAACGGAAUUGUAGAUAUUAGUAAUAAUUUAAAUAGAGAACAAUAGAUUAUUUCAGAAAUAACAAAUUUUAAAUGCUUUUCGGCGAUUUCUAAUCAUAUCUACAGCUAGCUCUGGAACUGGCAAGUACCUAACCACUAAUGCAAGCACAUUACGCUUUGAGAAGAAGAGAUAAAAGCUUUCUUAGAAGUGUAAGAGAACGGAUGCUGUUUGAAAAUU